AUGGUCGAGCUGGAUGAAUGGUUGGAAGAGAGUACCACAGUUACAAAAACUACCAUCAGGAUUUGCUGUAACACUAUUUACAUUAUAUCUAUCUAUCUAUCUAUCUAUCUAUCUAUCUAUCUAUCUAUCUAUGUUCCUGUUCAUAUCUAUCUAUCUAUCUAUCUAUCUAUCUAUCUAUCUAUCUCUAUCUAUCUCAUCUGUUCGUAUCUAUCUAUCUAUCUCAGUCUGUUCGUAUCUAUCUAUCUCAGUCUGUAUCUAUCUAUCUAUCUCAGUCUGUUCGUAUCUAUCUAUCUAUCUCAGUCUGUAUCUAUCUAUCUCAGUCUGUUCAUAUCUAUCUAUCUAUCUCAGUCUGUAUCUAUCUAUCUAUCUCAGUCUGUAUCUAUCUAUCUAUUUCAGUCUGUAUCUAUCUAUCUAUUUCAGUCUGUAUCUAUCUAUCUUAUUCUGUUUGUAUCUAACUAUCUCAGUCUGUUCAUAUCUAUCUAUCUAUCUACCUAUCUAUCUAUCAGUCUGUUUGUAUCUAUCUAUCUAUCUGUUUCCCUUACCUAUCUUGUGUUUGGUGGAUAA
Messenger RNA from Acanthosepion pharaonis, 564 nucleotides. The record is from the annotation of a GenBank genome assembly. Lineage: Eukaryota; Metazoa; Mollusca; Cephalopoda; Sepiida; Sepiidae.